Cyphellophora europaea CBS 101466 is the source of this 1257-nucleotide messenger RNA. RefSeq lists its product as uncharacterized. The record is from RefSeq and is a predicted model, not a curated record. The coding region runs from base 1 to 1257 and encodes 418 amino acids. The transcript has 2 exons. NCBI's taxonomy places the organism in Eukaryota, Fungi, Ascomycota, Eurotiomycetes, Chaetothyriales, Cyphellophoraceae. Gene Ontology annotation, cellular component: cytoplasm.
AUGGAUCUCGCCUACGCCAACGAGCAGAUCUAUGCAUCGCAAUCCCGCUCCUCCACACCCACCCCUUCCAAAGACUCCGCCUCCGCAACAACUGCUACUGACGCGCCAACCCCGAGACCUCAGCCCGAACAACGUACAGAUCUGUCUACAGAGCUUUCUGAAACUUUUAAAGCUUUCUCCGCGUCGCCGUGGGGAACCCGCCUGGGCGGGUUCUGGGGCAAUGUACAGAAACAGAGCCAAUCAUACUAUGAAGAGGCAGUCAAGGAGGUUGAAGAUCUGAGAGUGGAUGCGGUCAAGGGCCUCAAUGACCUGCAGGAGUCUAUCGCGUCACGUGCCCGGUCGCUCAGCAUCGACGAGAAAGGGGCGGCCAAAGAGGCGGGAGCGACUCCGGUCAAGGAAGCACCGGUGGUCGAGGGCGAGAGUGAGGCAGACAAGCAGAUUCGCGAAAACGAAGGCUUUCUCACCCGCUUCAAGGCAGAGGCCGCCAAACGGCUGAAAGAGGUUCAGAAGGCGGAAGAUGCAGCCGAUGAGGCCUUGCUGCGAUUUGGGACAAACAUCACGAAUUUCCUAAGGGAUGCGGUCGCAGUGACGGCGCCGGAAGCGGACUCGGGUACCUCCGAAGUUCUGUUCGAGAGCAAGGACGCAGCUGGCAAACGAGUCAUCCACACAAGCCGCUUCGAUGCCCAGCUACAUGUUAUUCACACUACCCCGACCGGGCUGGAGAGUGAUCCGGAGACGGCUGGAGAGAAGUGGACCAGCUUCAAGCAGGGCUUUGACAUUGAUCAGAAGACCGACGCCAUCGCUGCCGACCUGGAAAAAUACCCGGAAUUAAGAAAGACGAUGGGGGAGCUGGUGCCCGAGAAGGUGGAAUACAAGGACUUCUGGACGAGAUAUUACUUCCUGCGACAUGUGCUGGAAGCACAAGAGGAGACGCGAAGAGAAUUGUUGAAAGCUUCCGCAAAGGCGAACGAUGACGAGGAGGUUGGCUGGGACAGCGACGAUGACGACGAGCAGCCUUCGAAGCCUGCCAAACUUGAUGUCCAAAACGCCAACGACUCCACAACCACGCUAUCUCAGGCACAAGCAACGCCGAAGCCCACUGGCAGCACGUUGGAGCCUGGCAGAAGAUCACACGACGAAAAGUCUGUCGCUGACAGCGAGGCUAGUUACGACAUUGUCAGCGGCGCGCCUUCAAGAGCGGCGAGCAGUCCGAAGGAGAAGAAAGCGGAGGAAAGUGAGGAUGAGGAUUGGGAGUAG